GCGGUCUUCUCGCCUGGUCCGGCCUUUGCCCCGUCCCUCCCGAAGGAACGCGGUUCUCGUCAGUCUACCGCGACGACUCUCGUUCCGUCGCUUACGGCAAAGCUUUGUAAAUACUGCAACCUUCACCGGCCAGAGAAUCCGCCCCGCCCGAAGGAACGCGGUAGUCUCGUCAGUCUACGGCGACGAAUCUCGUUCCGUCGCUUACGGCAAAGCUUUGUAAGCACUCCAACCUUCACCGGCCAGAGAAUCCGGACUCCGACGAAAGACUCCGAACCCCAAAACAUCCACCUUUUGCUUUUCCUCUCGACUCCUCCCGACAACACCAUAGCACCAAAUCUACCAAUGCCUUCAAAUCUCCUCACCAAACUCCCCCAAAUCCUCUUCCUCUCCGCCCUUUUCACUACCAUCUACGCCCCCAAUGGGGCCACCCAGACCCCCAUCUACGUGUGCGACACCGACUCCAACUACACCACCAACAGCACCUACCACUCCAACCUCAACCUCCUCCUCCCCUCCCUCUCCUCCGCCACCCGUUCCACCGGCUUCGCCACCCUGUCCAAGGGCCAGCCCCCCGACGAAGUCUUCGGCCUCGCCCUCUGCCGCGGCGAUGUCUCCCAAGACGAGUGCGGAUCUUGCCUCUCCACCGCCGACCAAGACCACCUCCAGCUCUGCCCCUCGGGGAAGUCCGCGGCCAUUUGGGCCGAGAACUGCUUCCUCCGCUACUCCAACCGCAGCUUCUCCUCCUCCUCAUCCGAUGAAAACUCAUUCAGAGAUCCCUUUUGCAACCUUCAGGACGUGUCCGAGCCGUUGAGGUUCGAGAACUUGGUGAGCGAGCUAUUGAACAACUUGACGGAGCGGGCGGCGUACCAUUCUGCGCGCAUGUUCGCAACCGGGGAGGCAGAAUUCAUGAACUCGACGACGCUGUACGGGCUGGUGCAGUGCAUGAGAGAGCAGUCGGGGGACGAAUGCUAUGGGUGCCUGACGGUGUCGGCCGGAAAUAUACCAAAUACUUGUUGGGGGAAGCAAGGAGCGACGGUCUUGGGAUACAAUUGCUUAAUGAGGUUUGAGAUCUACCGUUUCUACAACGAGUCGGUCGGGGCAGCGCCGCCACCUCCUCCAUCGACUGAUUCUGUCUCUCCCCCACCGGAGGCUAGCACUCCACCAGUAAAGGAAGGGGGGAAAAAGAACAAUGCAGUGAUGAUUGUUCUUGUUGUUGUCUCCAUGGGUAUGCUGAUUGUCUUAUCUGCCAUUUUCAUUUGUUUGAGGAGGAGGAGAAAAUUUACAAAUUUAAUCAGACAACCAGAUAUUGGAGAUGAGGAGGACAAAAAUGUUGGAACUCUAUUAUUUGACUUGAGCACACUUAGAACUGCCACCACUAACUUUUCCGACACAAAUAAGCUUGGAGAUGGUGGUUUUGGAUCAGUUUAUAAGGGAGUGCUACCAAAUGGCCAGGAAAUAGCUGUGAAAAGACUCUCAGCAGGUUCCAGGCAAGGGCUUUUGGAGUUUAAAGCUGAGGUUGUUUUCCUUGCCAAGCUUCAACAUAAAAAUCUUGUGAGGCUAUUGGGAUGCUGCUUAGAACAGGAAGAAAGGCUACUGGUCUACGAAUUUCUCCAUAACACAAGUCUUGACAAAUUUUUAUUUGAUCCCAUGAAAAAUAGACUGCUAGACUGGAGAAGGCGGUACAAUAUUAUUGAAGGGAUUGCAAAAGGGCUUCUUUAUCUUCACCAAGAUUCUCCACUCAAGAUUAUUCAUCGGGAUUUGAAAACGAAUAAUAUUUUGCUAGAUCAGGACAUGAAUCCUAAGAUUUCAGAUUUUGGUCUAGCAAAGCUCUUUGAUGGUGACAAAACACGAGGAAUUGCUAGCCGAAUUGCUGGAACAUGUGGGUACAUGGCACCAGAGUAUGCAAUACAUAGGCACUUCUCAACAAAAUCAGAUGUAUUUAGCUUUGGAGUUCUUGUUCUAGAAAUUGUGAUUGGUCGACGAAUCAAUGACUUCCAAGGAUCAGGGCAUGCUGCGAAUCUCCUAAGCUAUGCAUGGAAGCACUGGAACACAGGGAGGGCAUUGCAUUUGAUGGAUCGAAACCUGGGUGAUCAGUAUGAUAGGCAAGAAGCCUCCAGAUGCAUUCAUAUGGGUUUGCUCUGCGUCCAGGAAGACCAAACGAAGAGACCAAGCAUGGAAUUGGUUGUUCUCAUGCUGAGUAGUCACAGUCUCACUGUUUCAACCCCUUCUGUGCCUGCAUUUUUUGUUCAAGGUAGUGCGACCCCCGAGCCAGAUUUGGCUUCAAGAAACAGAAAUUCCAAUCCACCAGAGAGCGGGAACUCCUAUCAGUACGAGGAAAAAUCUAACUCAGCGUCUAUAAAUGAUGUGACGAUUAGUGAAAUGGAACCUCGAUAACAUGCACAAAAAAAUAUUCAUUGCACGGUGAUACCACGUCAAAUUUAUAAUAUAUCAAUAAAAAUCUUUAUAUUUCAUCGAUUUUUGUAUAUUUCAUCGAUUUUCAUGAAUAAUACUUCACACUAUUCUUCUAUAUUUCAUUCAUUUCUGACUGUUAAUUGGUUUGUUACAAUGAUGGCGUGAUAUCACCGUUGCAAUGAAAAUUUACUCAAUAUGCAUGGGGGAAGAAUUUAGUCUUUUGAUGGAAACGACGUCAUGUUUUAACCAGUCUUGUUACCACUCAGAUAGAGACUGGCAGAACAUUGUUACUUGGAAGGGUGUAUGGCUUGUCACGAAAUUGGUAAAACUCUGGGAUGUAAAGCUAGACUUAUUGUUAAAAAAUUUGGUAGCUCAAGUUUGCUGGGCUUCGCAAAAGAACCCUUGUUAAAAAGAAAAUGGCGCAUCCCGUAUAUAAGGGGCGAGCACACGGUAUUCUUUAGUGAAAGUUGAAAGAAUAAUAUAUAUAUUUUUUUGGGUGGUGAAUGGAAGAAGUAAACUACUUCCACCGUGAAUUAAUAAAAAUAUAACAAUUUAAUACAAAAUUAAGAA
Elaeis guineensis (African oil palm) is the source of this 2982-nucleotide messenger RNA. RefSeq names its product cysteine-rich receptor-like protein kinase 8. Gene Ontology annotation, molecular function: protein serine/threonine kinase activity; ATP binding. The record is from RefSeq and is a predicted model, not a curated record. Lineage: Eukaryota; Viridiplantae; Streptophyta; Magnoliopsida; Arecales; Arecaceae. Gene Ontology annotation, biological process: protein phosphorylation. Gene Ontology annotation, cellular component: plasma membrane.